Messenger RNA from Gadus macrocephalus (Pacific cod), 1766 nucleotides. RefSeq names its product zinc finger CCHC domain-containing protein 24-like. Bases 336 to 653 code for a protein of 105 amino acids. The transcript is spliced from 2 exons. The record is from RefSeq and is a predicted model, not a curated record. Lineage: Eukaryota; Metazoa; Chordata; Actinopteri; Gadiformes; Gadidae.
AGUGUCAACAAUGUUUGACGAGUGAAAAAACACAUGUCAUCCUUUCCUUCCAAUUUUGAUUAUUUGAUGUUCUCGUUUUUUGUGUCGCAGUAUUUCAUUAUUCUACCCAUUUGACCUGCGUGCCGAGUUGGCCACUCGCCCAACAAAAACCAAAUAAAUCACACUCGUCCUAUUACGCUGAUGAAAAAGGAAAAGACAGACGCAAUCACAACAUCCCCUGGCUUAAUGACAUGGCAGCUAGGGACAAAACUAAGCACGGUGCAUUUAGGUGUUUUCCCUUUUCUGAACAUGUAGUCAAAACAAGAGGCCUCUGAGAGUGAUGUCUCCCAUUACUGAUGUGGUUGUGGCUUUGGGCCGGGUCUUUGGUUUCACAGGCUCGUCCCAAGGGAGAGGGGCUCACCCCGUACCAGGGGAAGAAGAGGUGUUUCGGGGAGUACAAGUGCCCCAAGUGCAAGAGGAAGUGGAUGAGCGGGAAUUCCUGGGCCAACAUGGGACAAGAAUGUAUCAAGUGCCACCUCAACGUGUACCCGCACAAGCAGCGACCUCUAGAGAAACCCGAUGGCCUGGACGUGUCUGACCAGAGCAAGGAGCACCCCCAACACCUUUGUGAGAAAUGCAAAGUGCUCGGCUACUACUGCCGGCGAGUACAAUAACCAUCACCAGGAAAACAGACCCCUCUGGGUUUUAAUUUGAGUGGGUUAUUUUUGAAAUGACCACACCCUGUAUUCAGUCCCAGGUCAAACCUGUUCUGGCUCAUGGUCGCUUCUUCUUUUUGUUAUUUCGGUUGGGCCCUGGUCAUUAUGUGAAGGACUCUAUGGUUGAAGUUAGGGAACUAAGAACAAUGUGACUUGACAAGCUGUGAAUUAAGAAAGGUUGGAUUAGCCGCUUUCUUUUCAUCAUGUUUAGACAUGUUUUGAAGAGGUUCCGCUUCUUUUUAUAUAUUUGGUUUUGAGUUACAUUUGUAUAUUUCAGAAGUAACAAAAAGUUGUCUACCAAGGUAUUUUCUGUAUAAAAUAUGAAACAAAUCUCUACUAAUGUUUUAAUAAGAUGUAUCUGUAUUGUCAGUGUUUUCGGAUGGUACAUAACUUUUUUUAAGGUCAAUAAUGCUUUCUGUAUUACUGCUUUCAUGAAUAUGCUAUCAUACUAACCAUUAUGUUAAAUUGCAUAUGUAAUAAUUUUCCUGUUCAGCCAAAGAGUAAGAACAUAUAGAGGUAUAUUUUGUAUAUUAUCCACACUUAAGAUGAGUAGACAUUUUUCGUCUACUUUUAUUGGAUUGCGUGCCAAGGAAACAUAUUGUUAAAUGAUCAAUGAACCAGACUGUUUAUAACCUGUAAUUGUAUGAUACAUUAACUCCCUCAGUGCCUUUGACUAACCUAUAUGUGAGGGUUGGUAGUAUAUAUGCAUUAAACUAUAUUAAGAGGGAUGAAUUCCUCCUGCUGCGUGCACCUAAAUCUCCAAACCUGAGAUAAAGCUGAGAAACUCCAUAAAAACAGCCACAACCACAACCAGAACACAUCGACAAAUACCUUCAAACUUGGGUCCAGUUGCAACUUUAUUGUGGCAGUAGAUGUGGUAUUACUUGAGAUGAACAAAAUCAUUCAAAAGAACAAACUAGAGCAGAUCUCCAAGAGAUCAGUCACGGUUGUAACAGGGAGUGCAAAAACUCCUCAGAAUGCCGCUCUAUCUCUCUGGCAAGAAAACCCAAACAGACUAUGACCAGAGAUUGCCCUUUGAGGUGAGAUUUGAGAUUAACCUCCCAAUUUAAA